This is a messenger RNA of Mytilus trossulus (common blue mussel), 4111 nucleotides long. RefSeq lists its product as uncharacterized. Gene Ontology annotation, molecular function: ATP binding; microtubule binding; microtubule motor activity. The transcript is spliced from 23 exons. The coding region runs from base 109 to 2217 and encodes 702 amino acids. NCBI's taxonomy places the organism in Eukaryota, Metazoa, Mollusca, Bivalvia, Mytilida, Mytilidae. Gene Ontology annotation, cellular component: microtubule associated complex. The record is from RefSeq and is a predicted model, not a curated record. Gene Ontology annotation, biological process: mitotic spindle organization; spindle elongation; microtubule-based movement.
UGUAUUUACACAAAUACCUUGGAGAGCAACCCUGGAGCUGGACUCCAGUGAAAUUGUUUUACUUUCUUCUUUCUUCUUUCUUUGCAGUUUUAGUUGUUAAAGAUAGCCAUGCCAGAAAAUAUCAGUAUAAAAGUGAUUGGUCGCUGUCGACCACUUACAGGAGAAGAAUCUAGCAAAGGCGUAAAAUCAGUGGUCAAAGUUUCUGGUGAUAAGAUUUUAUUAGAACUUGGUGGAAAGGAGCAGUCAUUUGGAUUUGAUGGAGCCUACUCUGGAGAAGUUAAGAAUGAACAGAUUUUUAAGGAGAAAUGUGAGACUAUGUUACAAAGAACGACAGAAGGAUAUAAUUCUACCAUUAUGACAUUUGGGGCAACAGGAGCAGGUAAAAGUCACCUGAUGUCAGGCACAGACGACAAUCCAGGGAUAGCUCCACAGAUGAUCAAGAGAUUAUACCAACAUAUAGCUGAGAAAAGUAAUAGAGAAUUCUUCAUAACUGUGUCAUACUUACAGGCAAUGGAUGAGAAGAUGAUGGAUUUAUUAAACCCUCACAACAACCAGAUGACAAUCAGACAUCACCCACAUAAAGGAAUAUUUGUUGAUGGUUUAUCUGAGAUGGUAGUCCAUAGUUACGAUGAAAUGUCAGAGAUGUAUGAACAAGGCAGGAGAGUUCAUGAAGCUGGAGGUUCUGAUCUCAAAGGCAGCAGGGCAAGAGCUCAUUCUGUAUUUAGUAUAACUAUAGAACAGAAGGAGAGACAAUCCAGUAAAGUAGGAGUCAGAUCUGUCCUUACAUUGGCAGAAAUUGCAGGGUUUGACCAUGGAGGCAGCACAGAUCCAAAAGUUGUUGCAGGUGUUCAAGGUAUGGCAAGUGUUUUAAAUGCUUUAGGAGGACCAAAGAAAGGAGGAGCCAUUCCUUAUAGGGAUUCUGUCAUCACUAGAGUUCUCCAGGAAAGUCUUGGAGGAAAUGCUGUUACUAUGGUUUUUGCAGUUGUCUCCCCUGUUGACAAAUCAGCCCAGGAAACCAUGACAACACUACAGUAUGCACAAUAUGCUAAGAAUACAAAGAAUCAUGUUAAAAUGAAUCUGGAUGAAACACAUGAUAUAAUUAAUGAUUUGAGAGAUGAGAUUUCCAAACUUAGAGAAAAGAUUGCAGCACAAUCACAACCUAACAAGGAUGAUGUUCUGAAGAUGGAGGCAUUGGUUCAAGAUUUACAGAUAGCCAAGAGGUCUACUUGGGAGGAAAGAGAGAAACAGUCCAGUAAAUAUCAAAAUGAAAGGAAAACUAAUCUGGCUAAUAAGGGUGUACUUGAAUGGGUUCAAGACAGUAUGAAGAAAGGUAACAGAGAAUUACAGGAAAAGUUAAUGCUGCUUCAGAAAGAAAAAGAUCAGUUGACCUAUCAAUAUAAAGAGAGAAGGAAGGUUGUAGAUGAUCUUAAUGAAGAAUUACAGAGGAAAAUAGGAGAAUAUUCAAAACUUACACAAAGUGGAAAGUCAUCUGAAUCUGAAACAAAGAAGAAAGUUACUGCUGUACAUGACUUGAAAGAAAAACUGAAGAAAGAAACUGAUGGUCUAAAAAGAUUGAAAGAACAAUUACAAGAACUGACGGAGAAACAGAAAAAUGAAAGAGAGAAUGCUAAGGCUCAGAUAACAUCACUAAAAGGAAAUGCAGAGCUGAGGCAGAAAAUUGAGCGUGAAGAAAGAGAACAUUUAGAGAAAGAGCAUGCAGCACUGGUACAUUUUGAAAUUGACAAAAUGAAGAUGGAUAUUGAAAAUCUGAAACAGGACAUCCAGAUGAAGGUCAACAAAGGUCACACCUACUCUUCUCAGGAAGGAGAACUUUUAGAAGUGCAUGUUGCUGAAAUGAAGGCUGAGAAAAAUGUUACAACACUCCAGAUUCAGCUGUUAGAGAAAGAGAAAGCCAGAAUUGUACAAGAGUUAGAAGAUGUUCAUAAAGUACACAAAGAUGAGCUAGAAAUUCAACAACUUCAACAUUUCCAGACCUUUAGAAGUUACAGAGAGAUGUUUGAGGAACAGAAAAUAGCCUUAGAUCAGAGAUACAGACAGCUAUUAGAGGAUGCCAUUCAGGAUGCUGUGUUCUUGUCAAGUCGUAACAAUGAAUUACAGGACGAAAAUAAAUCACAAAGGCAACAUAUUGCUGAGAUGAAGGAUGUGAUAACGAAACUUGGAGGAAGAAUUCCACCAGAACCUGGUAUGACUGCUUAGAACAAUGGUGUUGGAUACAGAUCUGGACUUCUAUCCCCUGUCAAAACAUUUUGCAAACAUGUAUCAAUACGACUUAGUAUAAAAUUCAAGUUAUUCUUCAAUAGUUACUAAAGGGCUGUUCAAUUCAAAAUUGUGAGAUUUUCAUGACAGACAAAUGAAAAGGAUGUUAUUGGUAAUUCCAUUAAAAUUCUCUUGGUGUAUACAUUGAUUCUAUGAUGGUUUUUGUGUUUUAAAUGAUUUGGUUUGAACAGCCCUUUGAUAUAAUAAUCAAAAGAAUGAACUGUAAAUUGUUAACUGUUUUUCCUCCUAAUACUGGUAGUUAAUUAACUCUUGCCACAAAAUAUUACAAAACACUGAAUUAUUUCCCCCUUAUAUAGAAGUUUAUAUGUAAACAAUCAAACUUAUUGAAGUUGUUUACAUAUUAGCUACAUGAUAAUUCAGAUUUACUUUGAUUCUUUGACAUUGUCAGAAUUUUUAAUUCUUACAUUUAAUGUAAAUUUAUUGCAGUAUAAAUUUCCAAAGACAAAAAUAUUUUUUAUAUUAUAAUGGAGGCAUGUUAGUUUUGUAAUCAAAAAUUCUGUCCACAUUUAUCUAUAAUAAUGUUUGUGUUAUUUGGAACAGAACAGUUUAAUUAUAAUCAUUCCGUCCACUUUCAACAGCUUCCAUCCAGUCUCCAUGUUGUGUAAAUGUAUAUGUAAAUAAUAAAAAAAUUGCUACUUUUUUAAGUGCUGGUCACUUAUUUGUUAUUUUUAUAUUAUUGAUAAUUUUGAAAAGAUAUAUUUUUAUGUAUUAUUCAUAUUUAUAACUGUAAUAAAAUUAUGAUAUUCCUACAAACUGGAAGCAGAAAUAGAUUUAACAAAUUUUUAAAGGUUGUUCAGAAAUAUUUGUAUUGGAGAGUUGGAGCAAGGAGGCAUAAGAAAUAAGUUUUUGGUGACAUUUUCAAGAUUGUUUUACAUUUUAUGUAAUUGUUUUUAAGGUUUUAUUUUAAAGGUGCCUCCUGACUUCCUACAUUUAUAAAAAACGAUCUGAUUUUUUUUAACUAAUAUUUUUCAAUUAGAAAUAGUUACUGAUGUUCUCAUAUUUCUCUUUUUAAUUAUAUAACAUAAACUUGCAACUAUAUAUCCAUAAACUUUUGUAUUGAAAUAUUCAUAUAGUUUUUUUUAUAUAAAUUUCAUUAAUAACAAAAUUGCUAUUAUAAUACUCUACAUCUAAUGAAAUAAUAUAAAAGACACAAGGCAGAUAAACAUAUUUGAUGUCAUAUUUCAAACUUUAAAUGGUUGCAUUAGUUCAAAAUUAAAAUUCAAAUUAAAGAUCAUUUCUCCAUUUGCUCAACUUUUUAAUUUAUUAUUUUAUAAUUUAAUUUUCAAUGCCGGGAAAAAAUAUAUUAAACUUUACUCAAAUACUUUUCAGCUUAAAUUUUGAUAUUUGAAGAAACUAUGCAAUUUUGAUAACUUUUAUUACACUUAGUCUAGUGUUUAAAUCUUAGAAAUUGCAUCAUAUUAUAUAUUCUAGUUUAUGAUUACACCAGCACUUUUCACUAUGUAUUUGCACUUGAAAUCAUAAAAUUGUUUAAAAAUUCCAGUCUGGAACUUGGAAUUAAUUUUGUGCAAUAUGGGACCUGUAUUCUUAAGUGUUCUAUAACUUUUGAUGAUUUCUUGAAUCAUUUUAGUAAGGUCUAAAAUUCAAGAAAUAAUGACAAAAAUGCAAUAAAAUGAACAUUCCAAUAAUUUAAGCCAGUCAUUUUAUGCUAUGUACAGCUUGUGCUGGAAAAUCUUGAUCAUGGAUUCAUAAAUUUUGUCAGCAAUUCCAAUAAAUUCAUGUACUGUAAACUUUGAAAUUUCUGCUUAUUUUACAAUAACUUUCAUUAUAACAUUUUAUAUUUGGAAUAAUUUUG